Molecule: messenger RNA, 680 nt
Organism: Hibiscus syriacus
Lineage: Eukaryota; Viridiplantae; Streptophyta; Magnoliopsida; Malvales; Malvaceae
Product: putative oxidoreductase TDA3
Exons: 1
Coding region: 303-680 (125 amino acids)
Cellular component (GO): cytoplasm
Molecular function (GO): oxidoreductase activity
Source: RefSeq, a predicted model, not a curated record
AACUCCCACGCGCAAAUUUGAUGGCCUGAGUUUGCAGAUGGAUACUCACUCCAUUUCACUAACGGAUUUCUCACCUCUGACUCGCCCUUUACGCCCUCGGAGACUCGCACGCCUCAACUCUUUCGAGUUUAAACCUUUGUUUUUCUCUCCCCUCUCCACCCGCUACAAAUCCCUCUUCCUUCCUCUCACUUCCUACAAUCUCCGAAUCCGCUGCGUCGCUAAUCAGGACCAUGACCACCACCACCGCGAUCACGACCAUGGCCAUCCCCAUCACCACCAUCAUCAUGGUUCUGGUAAGUUGAAUGGUCCCCAGAGGGGUGUAUAUAUGUGGGAUGUCGGCCGAGGAUGAGGUGCCAGAUGAUCCAGAGCAAAUAGUAGGCAAUUCAGCAUCAAUAGCAAUGCUAAAGAGAGUGGCUGAAAAUGUAUCAAGCCAUCUGACCCAAGGAGAAAAGCGAUUGAAGGCGGAGCAAGCGUUCUUCCUGCCAUGUACCGACGACAGUGUGCCGAUAAUCGGACAAGUUCCGGGCGUGAAAGGGUGUUAUGUGGCCACUGGUCAUAGUUGCUGGGGGAUACUCAAUGGUCCAGCAACUGGAGCUGCUUUGGCUGACCUUGUACUUGAGGGACGUGCUGCCAUUGUUGAUCUCAGUCCUUUUAGUCCUGCUAGAUUUGUCGAUGCUUAA